This is a messenger RNA of Bactrocera dorsalis (oriental fruit fly), 3121 nucleotides long. It is a transcript of the gene Sk1, whose product is annotated as sphingosine kinase 2. Gene Ontology annotation, cellular component: cytoplasm; membrane; intracellular membrane-bounded organelle. Lineage: Eukaryota; Metazoa; Arthropoda; Insecta; Diptera; Tephritidae. The record is from RefSeq and is a predicted model, not a curated record. Bases 864 to 2867 code for a protein of 667 amino acids. The transcript has 2 exons. Gene Ontology annotation, biological process: sphingosine biosynthetic process.
AACAACAAAAAACUACGAGCUUUAUAUUAGCGUGAAACAUUGAACAAAUCACACAUUGGAAAAAGCUGCGCUCCGUGGGUACUGUAUUUCGUCUACUGCCGCAUAAGAUCAGCAACGCUUCAUCAGACGAAGGUAAACUGGCUGGCAGGUUGACUGGUUCACCGAUAAACGGGUAUCAUACGGAAAUCAAAGGGGAUAUAUAAAUGAUAAAUAUAAAUGAGCACAAAGUGAAAGAGUAAAAGUUGAAAGGUAGACGAAGAUAAUGGUGCAGAAGGCAGUGUUAAAUAGUAAAUCAAAGACUAACUAUAGCUGGCAGCGCAAAGAGCGCAACGAAGAGUGACACAACCAACAUACAAUUGUAUGUAUAACAACAACAAAUAGCGGUAAGGAGACGCUAUAAAUUCGAGAAGAGGAGUAUGUAGCUGGUUUGGUGGUCAAACAACAAAAAUCGUCCAACGAAGUAAACAACGAACAGCGGGCCAACUGUCAACUCUUAUCGGACUACAGUGCGCCAAGCUAGCGUUAGAUAAAGAAUACAUACAUAUCUAACGGUUCUGUUUUAUUUGAUUAGAUUUGGAGGCAAAAUAUCGGGAAUCGAAAUUGUGAACUUUCAGCACAGGUGUUAGUGUGUAAAGUAAAUCGGUGGAUUACGGUGUUGUGCUGUGCGCGAACCACGCAGGUAACAAAGCAGCGAACAAAGUGCAAAGGGAGUGUUACGCAAAUUCGAAAAAGCAACGAAAACAACUGCUUAGUAUUGUGAAUAAUUAAAUGAUUUUCCUCGGUUUAAGAAGCGCAAAAGCAUCCUCAAAGAAACGAACUCAACGAACUACUUAUAGAACCCACUAAGUUGGCCACUAAGCUGCAUGAGCAGAGGAAAAGUUUUAAAAAAUCCGUGCAAAUCGUUUUGUAUCAUUAUGGAUCCUUGCAAUCUGUCACUCGACUUGUCCGACACGCAUUUCGUGUAUGACGAUACGGCUGCCAGUGCUGUGAGCAGUCCGUUGACACCCACGUCCAGCGUAACGAAAAUCUCGCCUACGGGUGUCAUCGAGCUCAGCGAACAUUUUUACAUCAAUAAUAAGCAGAAAGCACCCAUCCCCGUCGAGUUGAAACUAAAUGGCGAGGGCAUAUAUUUGCGCCGCGAAACUGGCGAAGUGGACGAAAUCAAUGAGCAGCGCAUACGUAUGGACGAUAUUAUAGGCAGUAGUUGUGGACCGAGUAUGAAGAAGAGUCAUCGCGUCUCUUUGGCCCCCUGCCGUCGCAUAGAUGAAGAAUCCGAAGUUGAGCAGGCGACAAAAAAGGACAUUAGCGCUUAUUUACAUAUAUACGCGUAUAUAAAGAACGAGAAGCACUCGAUGCGACGAGAGCGUACCGUGCGCAUAUUACGUUUUCGUUCCUUCGAUACGUAUGAGGAGAACUUAAAGGUGGCCGAACGUUGGCAUCAUGCAAUACGCAUUAAUAAAGCGGCGCUCAAGCAUGAAUUGGUCGAGAAACAAUUGCUGAUUUUUCUAAAUCCCAAAUCCGGUUCGGGUAAGGGACGUGAAAUGUUCCAUAAACAAAUGGCGCCCGUGCUGAAGGAAGCCGAUGUGCCGUAUGAAUUGCACGUGACCGCACAUUAUAAUUUUGCACGUGAAUAUGUGCGCAAACAUAGCGAUCUCUUGCGUAGUUAUAGUGGCAUUGUGGUCGCAUCGGGUGAUGGACUCUUCUUCGAAGUGCUGAACGGGAUAAUGGAACGUGAGGAUUGGCGCGCAAUUACACGACAAUUGCCGCUUGGUAUUGUACCCUGCGGUUCGGGUAAUGGCUUGGCGCGCAGUAUUGCAUAUCUUUAUAACGAACCAUACGGACCGAAGCCCAUAUUGUAUGCUACAUUGACAUGCAUUGCUGGCAAGUUGGCGCCGAUGGAUCUGGUGCGUAUCGAUAUUGGCAAAGAGGGUAAAGCCUCAGAGAUGUACUCAUUUCUAUCGGUCGGUUGGGGUUUAAUCGUUGACGUUGAUAUCGAGAGUGAACAUUUGCGUUCGAUCGGUGCAUCACGCUUCACUUUUUGGGCUAUACGACGGCUGAUUAGCUUGCGCACUUAUAAGGGCAGAUUGUCCUAUAUACGCUGUGACCGUAAGGAUGGCCGUAAGGCCUUUGGUACUCGCGUUUCCACAGUGUCGAAUGAGGAACGACGUUUGCCACCCGAAGUACAGGAAUUCCAUGAUAUACCAAACACGCCGGCGGGCGCCAAAGAAGAUGAUUUCUACUCAACAAAUACUGGCACCAAUCGAGACGAUGAAUUUGGUGAUGCCAUAUCGUUGGAUCAUAUGAGCUUCCAUUCCAAUGCUGAUAGCUGGCAUUCGGCUGUUUCGAAACGCACAGCUUACUUCUCGCUCACCGACCAAAGCAUACGCUCGCGUCGCAGCGUACUAAGUCGCCUCGAAUCGAUCAAUUUGGAAUACGAAAGUCGUCGCCCACCAUCCACAAUACCGUCACUGGAUCUGCCGGUGCCUACAGAUACUUGGCACACCGAGGAGGGUGAAUACGUUAUGGUGCACGCGGCUUACACCACACAUCUGUCCGCAGAUUGCUUCUUUGCGCCUGAGUCUCGUCUCAACGAUGGCAUCAUCUAUCUAGUUAUAGUACGUAGCGGCGUUGGACGUUCGCAGUUGGCGAAUUUCCUACUUGGCAUGAGUUCAGGCACACACCUGCCAAAGGAGCCGAACAAGUAUAUUGAAGUGGUGCCGGUACGCGCUUUUCGCAUCGAACCGAGUCCCGAAAGAGAGGGCAUUAUGGCGGUGGAUGGCGAACGUGUGGACUAUGGUCCGCUGCAAGGUGAAGUACUGCCAGGCAUGAUCAAAGUCAUGGUGCCGAAUGGAAAUGCCAUCGACUAGCGCACAAAUAGCUCCAGUUGACACCGAAAACACAUCUACAUGCAUAUAUGUGUGUAUUUAGUGAAUAUAUUCAGCAGUUUUUACAUGGCAAGUAUUUGUUGUUCCCAAGGCCACAUCUAGUGCGGUUUGUUUUUAAUCGUAAUAAGUAUUUUAUUGUUAAUUAUUCUAUUAUUAUUAAGUAUGUACGAAUGUUGUAUGUGGAAUCAUACGUGUAAACAUGGAAAUAUCAAAUAAAAUACAUGAAUGUGCUACAA